Molecule: messenger RNA, 1417 nt
Organism: Lactuca sativa (garden lettuce)
Lineage: Eukaryota; Viridiplantae; Streptophyta; Magnoliopsida; Asterales; Asteraceae
Product: phosphoglycerate mutase-like protein AT74H
Molecular function (GO): catalytic activity
Source: RefSeq, a predicted model, not a curated record
CAUCCUAUAUAGCAUAAAGCAAACAAUCUUUUCCUUGAAAGAAAUCAUAAAACAAACACUCUUUUGCGUGUGAGAAAUCAUUUCAUAUUUUCAUUCCAUCAACAGAUUCCUUAACUGCUGGCAUCCCCCUUUACAAAUUUCCCAGGUCAAAGAACAACCUUUCUUACCUCCUUCAACAUAUUCCAUUAAUGGCAGCUGUUCCCACUUCCCAUCCCCAGCCCACCAUUUGACAAAUUCACGCGAAUCACUCAAAAAAGUUCAUAGUUAUCUCCAUUUGUCUACAUGUAAAUACCUCGAUUCAUAGAUUCAGAUCAAUCCAACCAUAAUUUACAUCUCAGAAAAUGAUCAAUUCCAGCGAAACUGAGCAGCAAAAAUUUCUCCCCAAGAGAAUAAUCUUGGUUCGACAUGGCGAGAGCGCAGGAAAUCUCGACGGUGCAGCCUACACCACCACCCCCGAUUACAAGAUCCCUCUAACACCAGAUGGUAUAGCACAAGCCAAUCUCGCCGGAACCCAGAUCCGGGAUGUGAUCUCCGACUCCGGGAAGCUCCGUAACUGGAAGGUUUGCUUUUAUGUAUCACCUUAUGAGCGAACUAGGUCAACUCUUCGAGAGAUUGGGAAAUCGUUCCCUAGAAAGAGAGUAAUUGGGGUUCGAGAAGAAUGUAGAAUUAGGGAACAGGAUUUUGGGAAUUUUCAGAUUACUGAGAGGAUGAAGAUUAUAAAGGAGACUAGAGAACGAUUUGGUAGAUUCUUCUAUCGAUUUCCUGAGGGCGAAUCUGCUGCUGAUGUCUUCGAUCGUGUUUCAAGCUUUCUUGAAUCUUUAUGGAGGGACAUCGACAGCAGGUUUCAGCAUGACCCUGCAGAUGAUUUAAACAUCAUAAUAGUUUCACAUGGACUUGCUGCUCGUGUCUUUCUAAUGAAAUGGUUCAAAUGGACAGUUGAACAAUUCGAAUACUUAAAUAAUUUCAACAAUUGUGAGUUCAGAGUAAUGCAAUUAGGAGAUGGAGGUGAAUACAGUUUAGCUGUUCAUCAUUCAGAAGAAGAAAUGCAACAAUGGGGAUUAUCUCCUGAAAUGAUAGCUGACCAAAAAUGUCGUGCAAAUUCUCCAAGAGGUGGAUUUAUUGAAAAAUGUCAAUGGUAUUUAGAUGGUUUCUUUGACCAUGUUGACCCUGAUGAUUCUGAAGAUGGUGAAAAUGAAGAUAACACUGAUGACAAAACUGUUUCUUGAAGUGAAAAGAUAAUAAUGUAAACUGCAAACAUUAUAGCAAUGUAUUUAUAUUUCUUUACUCAUGAUAGUUAGAUAUUUGAAUUACUUUGAUUCUUUGAAUAACAUUGUGUGGGGGAUUCUUUUUUGGGAAAAUUGAUAUUGCCUGUAAAAAAAUGUAAAAGGCGUAACGUAUAUUACCAUUUUUCCUGCGA